GAAAAAAUUGACGAGACUACGCGGGCAAGAGUGGACACCAUCUGUAGUUCUUCUACUUUUAGUACAUCCUCAGGACGUUUUAUUGCGUCUGGUAGGAGUUACAUUUACAAUCGAGCAGGAGGAGGAGCACCUCCAACCUCAUCGGCGAGUACAUCAAAUUGGGGCAUCCUAGAAUGCGAGAUGGUAGACGGUGUUCUCGUUUCUUGUGAAACGAUAAAGAGGGCAAUGUUGACAAUAGAAACAUCAGAUGAAGUGGUUUCUGGCGAGCAGGGUGACAAGCGAAUGCUGACUGACGGAGCGUCAUUACCAGAAGAUGGUCAAGGGCAAAGACGACCACACGUAGAAGGCGAAGGGCAGACGCAACCCCAGGCUGCUCAGGACAACAGCACUGCUUGCGGCGCAGAACCUCCUCCAGUACCACAUCAAGCCUCAACAGAGACGGAGGGAAACACUAGCGCGACAACGGAAGUGCAAGAGAAAGGCAACCGACCAGAGGAAGAUAGCUUUUUUGCUUCAAUAAAAUUUCCACCUUUAGAACGACCAAGGCCAGCUCAGCCGAAACUUCAGGGGCAAGCAAACUUUAGCUCUCCACCACCUUCCGAUGACCAACACGGGUCCUCUCCUCCGGUGCCAGCCACAACGAAUGCCGACAACCCUCCUGAAGGAGAUGAUCACAACAUCGCUGUACCACCCCCAUCAUCUUCGCCAGAACAUGAUCAAGAAGCAAAGACGCCGAUAGGAGUGGGCUCAUCGCCACCUUCAAUUUCUACUGAAGAAAGAGAACGAAGUCAGGGUGCUACAACUGCGGGUAGCAGGAAAACAAGAGAGAUACAACAGUCUCCUGAACAAGAUGGCAAAUCUUGCUCUACAACCGCAACAGCCACCAGCUCGUGCUCAUCUUCUGCCUGUAGUCCGAUAUCAGAGCACGAAGUACUAGAUCCUCCGAGAAGUACUAGUUCUUGUACCUCGGGACCGGCAGUUACAGUUACAUCGACUUCGAC
Messenger RNA from Amoebophrya sp. A25, 1001 nucleotides. Lineage: Eukaryota; Dinophyceae; Syndiniales; Amoebophryaceae. The record is from the annotation of a GenBank genome assembly.